Molecule: messenger RNA, 5370 nt
Organism: Pelmatolapia mariae (spotted tilapia)
Lineage: Eukaryota; Metazoa; Chordata; Actinopteri; Cichliformes; Cichlidae
Gene: hcn1
Product: potassium/sodium hyperpolarization-activated cyclic nucleotide-gated channel 1
Exons: 8
Coding region: 293-3094 (933 amino acids)
Biological process (GO): sodium ion transmembrane transport; potassium ion transmembrane transport; regulation of membrane depolarization
Cellular component (GO): HCN channel complex; dendrite; axon
Molecular function (GO): voltage-gated potassium channel activity
Source: RefSeq, a predicted model, not a curated record
AGAUGAGGCACAGGCUUUGGACGGCAGAAGCCGGGGGCCGUCGGUAGAUGGCGGUAACCCAAGAAACCUGAUCCACCGGGUUCUCGGCCACUCUGUCUCAGUUUGCAGCACUCGCGUUGAAGGCAGAGGAGCCGAACAGUUUGAAGGACAUCAAAAGAAACAGGAGAGCUCGCGGCGCGUCCUCUCUCCCCCCCUCUAUCUCUCUCGAGCCGGAGACGGAACGCGUAGUCUCAGAGAGAAAACAGAAGAAAAAAACCCCCCAAAAACAGAAAACGGGAAAACUAAGAGCGCCAUGGAAGACAAAUCGAAUUCGUUCUCCAGCAACAAGGAGGAGAAGGCGGAUGGGAAUAAUGUUUUUCAGAGGCAAGACUCGAUACAGAAAAAUAACACGGGGAGCCAGAACAUGAAGGACCAUGGCAACUCAGUGGGCUUCAAGGGGGAGCGGGAAGAGACCAUGGUUGGUUUUGAUGAUCUGGAGGGGGCGUCCAGGCAAUAUGGUUUUAUGCAGAGGCAAUUUGGGGCCAUGAUGCAGCCCGGAGUCAAUAAGUUCUCCUUGCGUAUGUUCGGCAGCCAGAAAGCUGUGGAGAAAGAGCAAGAAAGGGUUCAGACGGCCGGAUACUGGAUCAUUCAUCCAUAUAGCGAUUUUAGGUUCUACUGGGACUUGAUAAUGCUCAUCAUGAUGAUGGGGAAUCUAAUCAUCAUUCCUGUGGGAAUAACCUUCUUCUCAGAGCAGACUACCACCACCUGGCUGGUCUUCAACGUGGCUUCGGACACCAUCUUCCUGGUGGACCUGGUCAUGAACUUCAGAACGGGGAUCGUCAAUGAGGAGAGCUCAGAGAUCAUCCUAGAUCCCAAAGUCAUCAAGAUGAAUUACCUGAAGAGCUGGUUCGUCGUGGACUUCCUUUCCUCCAUUCCAGUGGAUUAUAUAUUUUUGAUAGUGGAGAAAGGCUUUGACUCAGAGGUAUAUAAAACAGCCCGCGCCCUGCGAAUCGUCCGCUUCACCAAGAUCCUCAGUCUUCUGCGUCUGCUAAGACUGUCCCGACUCAUCAGAUACAUACAUCAGUGGGAGGAGAUUUUCCAUAUGACCUAUGACCUGGCUAGUGCAGUGGUAAGAAUAUUUAAUUUGAUAGGUAUGAUGCUGCUUCUGUGUCACUGGGAUGGCUGUCUGCAGUAUCUGGUGCCUCUGCUCCAAGACUUCCCCCCUGACUGCUGGGUGUCCCUAAACGGUAUGGUUAACGUUUCUUGGGGUAAGCAGUACUCCUAUGCCCUCUUCAAAGCCAUGAGCCACAUGCUGUGCAUCGGUUAUGGUGCCCGGGCACCCGUCAGCAUGUCUGACCUUUGGGUCACCAUGCUGAGUAUGAUUGUAGGAGCCACGUGCUACGCUAUGUUUGUUGGCCAUGCUACAGCUCUAAUCCAAUCACUGGAUUCCUCACGAAGGCAGUACCAAGAGAAGUAUAAGCAAGUGGAGCAAUACAUGUCCUUCCACAAGCUUCCAGCAGACAUGAGACAGAAAAUCCAUGACUACUAUGAGCACCGCUACCAAGGGAAAAUCUUUGAUGAGGAAAACAUCCUGAGUGAACUCAACGACCCACUCAAAGAGGAAAUUGUCAACUUCAACUGCCGCAAGCUUGUGGCCACCAUGCCUCUGUUUGCCAAUGCGGACCCCAACUUUGUGACGGGGAUGCUGAGCAAGUUGAAGUUUGAAGUUUUCCAGCCCAACGAUUACAUUAUCAGGGAAGGCACAGUGGGGAAAAAGAUGUACUUUAUUCAACAUGGCGUUGCAAGUGUCAUCACCAAGUUCAACAAGGAGAUGAAGCUGACUGAUGGAUCCUAUUUUGGAGAGAUCUGUCUGCUCACCAAGGGCAGACGAACGGCGAGUGUGCGUGCAGACACCUAUUGUCGACUCUUCUCCCUCUCUGUUGACCAUUUUAAUGAGGUGCUAGAAGAGUACCCAAUGAUGCGACGCGCUUUUGAAACGGUCGCCAUUGACCGAUUGGACCGCAUUGGGAAGAAGAACUCGUUGCUGCUGCAGAAGUUCCAGAAGGAUCUGAACGCCGGGGUUUUCAACACACAGGAGAACGAGCUGCUGAAGCAGAUUAUCCGUCAGGACAGGGAGAUGGUAAUGAUGGUGGACCGCAAGCAAUCGGUAACCGGGAUGAACUCAACACCAAUGUCAGGAAAUUCCAUUAUUAACUCACCAGCCCAGCCGCCCUUCUCCACUGCUUUUGGCACCACUCAGCUGCAGCAGUCCUCUGUACCCCUGACCUACAGUGCUUCAGCUAUUGCUAAUGCCUCCGCUGCCCGCAUGAUGCCAGCCGCUGCCGUUGCUGCUGCUGCAGCACAGGGGCUUUACCAAACUCAAAGUGGCACCCUAAAUUCGUCACAGACCCCACUACAGCAGCAAGGCACAAUCAUGUCUCCCUGCUCCUUCACAGCUGCCAUGUGUAGCCCGCCUGUGCAGACCCCUUUGGCUAACCGGAGCUUCCAGUAUGGCUCCCCCACAGCCUCCCAGCUGUCCCUUAUCCAGCAACCCAUUGCCCAGCCAUCUCUGUCUACGCAACAGCUUGCUCAGCAGCCUGCUGCGCCAACUGCAGCCACAUCCUCUGCAGCGCAGCAACAACAACAGCAGCAGCAGGCGUCACCUCAGCAGCAGCAGGUCCCUUCACCUCAGCGGGGGGACAUCCACAAGAGCACGCAGGCCCUACAAUCAGGCAGCUUGAGUCGAGACGUCCGACACUUAUCAGCCUCCCAACCAUCACUACCACAUGACACAUCUCUGGGGCCCAGAGUGCAUCCCACCUCAGGAGACUCCCUGGCCUCCAUCGUGCCACCCACAGCAGCGGUGAUCCAGGGAAUGAAUCUACAGAGUGGCAUCCGCACCACUGUGCCCCAGCGGGUCAAUUUAUUCCGCCAGAUGUCGUCAGGAGCCUUGCCUCCCGUGCGCUCAGCUGCAGCAGCGGCAGCUGCAGCAGCAGUGGCAGCAGCGUCCUCAUCCUCAACCCAGCACAGGGAUUCUCCCGGAUCUAGAAGAGAUUCAGUGCUCAGCAGUACAGAAACUGAGCAAGACAAAAUGCGUUUUGCAUCAAAUUUAUGAUCCCAUUUUACCCUCCCUCUCUUUUUUUAAACAGAAAUAUGUUUCAAAUCAUUUUUAAUGGAGCUAGAACAAAAGAGGUCAAAAUGAGGAACUUCGGCAUUGUUUUCUUUCUCUCCAAUUUUCUUCUAAAGUAACCUCAUAGAAAUGCUGUAUAUAUAACCCUUGUAUUAUAUUUUAGACAAUUUUGUCUCCCUAAACUUAAGAAUGUAUAUUAUACAGAUACACAUCCUUUCUUUGAUCAUAUAUAUAUAUACAUAUAUAUAUGUAUAUAUAGAUGUGAAAGCGUGUGUGCACGUGUGUGCACGGGGAUGUGUGUGUUUGUGUGCAUGGGACCAUGUCAAAAAAAACACCAACAACAUUGGCAAUGGCAAUUUAAAUCUGUAGUAUAAACAUGAGUCUUCCUUUCUGAGAAAUGUAAAGAAUUAUAUAUAUAUAGAUAUAUAAAUUACGUUUUUUUAUUUUUCAUUGAAUUUUUUUUUUUUUGUUUUUGCUCUUGAUUUUUUUUAAAAAAACUUGUUUGCAUUGUGGACUCUCACAAUGACUUUUUCAUUUUCUACUAAAAGAAGAGCAAACUUAUCUUCUCCUAUUAAGCAGCUUUAGCAACACUGUGGAAGAAUAAAUGCAAAUAAUGCCGACCAAUAAUCUUAAAAAGCACACGAUCGGUCUCAAACCAUUUUCCUGAAAACUCAUCUAAGAACAAAAUAACAAUACUGUAACUAUCCUGUUGCUGUCUGCGAUGAAAAAUACAGUCUGAUGAACCACUACAUCCCCACAGAGGCGCACACACACACAAACCAUGGCAGUGUUAUGGGUCCAAAGGGAAUAGAUAUUAGAAAUGCUGCUUUCUUUGUUUAUUUUGGAGGAAAAUGAAGUGUGUGCACAGAUAUGGAUGGAUGUUAUUGUUUUCUAUUUCUGAUUUCUGAUGGCUGAGAUGUUACUUAAUGUUGCUUAAAACUUCUGUGUAUAUUUAUAGUAUUUAUAAACUAAAGAUUAUCACCAUUAUGCAAUAGACUGUGACAUAAAAAUUAACUAUAUGUGUCCUGUAAAUAGUUUUGUAGAUCUAGUAUUUACAGAUACUGUGUGGUGCAUUCUCUAUCAUAACAAUGUCUUACUUCUAUCAGGAACCUGGAUAUCAUUUAUGAGAGAUAAACAAACCUUAAUGCAAUAGCUAGCACUACUUGAUUGAAGGACAUUUAUAAAUCUUAUCUUCUCUCUUUCUGUCUCUCUGUAUACUACCCUUAGUCCUAGCGUAGUUUCUGAUUUAACAUCGAGUGGACAUACAGUAUACAGUAUUUACCUACAAUACACAACUUCAUUUCAGUGUCAUCCUAUUAAAAGCAAAUGCUUCUUUUCUAUAACGUUACUUCAAAGUACUGCCAGGGAUCAUUUACCACACAACUGGUAUGAACAUGUAUGGCUUUCUCUUUCCUUUUUUACCCAUUAUAUUUCCUUUUCUUUUAUAUAUAAACCACAAUUUAGAUUUUGAGCUAACCAGCUCCUGGUGUAAAUCUGUACUGUACUGCUGUCAUAUCACAAUUACUGUAGUUGAAGCACAACAUUUCUAGUACAUAUGUUUUAGUUUCAAGACAUCAGGUAUUCAGUCACUCAGUUGUGCAGGAGGACAUUUACACUGAGAGCUGUUUAUAAACCGCUGUUAGUGACAGAAAAAACGAAAUGCUGGUUUGCAUUAAGGUUUCUGUCUCAUGUAAAUCCAUUAUGUGGGCUUAGCUACUCUAAACUGACCAGGACUUUGAGGCAUGGACGCAAGGUCGAGCGAGCAAUAUUUUAAUAUCUGUCAAAGGGAAUAUUUUGAAUAUUUAAAUCUACACGAAAUCUCAGGACGACCAGUCGUUUUCCUGCUUAUAGAAGACGGCCGUGCUUAUGCGGUCUUCUUGAUCAAACGUCUCGGCCGUGCAGAAUUUCUAGUCAGAGUCAGAGUCACCAUGGCACCCGUGUCCCAUCAGGUUAAAGUGACUAAGCCCUCACAGCAACCAUUUUAAAAGAUGGCUCUUCACUACAGGUUGUGUCGAUAGUGUACCAAUACAGUCAACCCCAUCACGAAAGCAUGCGCUGUCACAAAUACUUAAAAAGAUACUAUCUCAAAAAUGUUGACGUUAAAUGUAAUGUUAGAUUAUGUUUUUGUUCAUUGUCUGUCUGCCUAGAUGUUAUCUGUGUGUGAACAGAAGCAUUGACUUUUCACAUGGACAUUCUAAAGUAUUUGUGCCUAAACUAUAGCCAUGUUCCAUCCUUUGUUAUGAGUGUGAGCUUGGUGCAUA